Gallus gallus (chicken) is the source of this 1782-nucleotide messenger RNA. RefSeq names its product single-strand-selective monofunctional uracil-DNA glycosylase 1 (gene SMUG1). The record is from RefSeq and is a predicted model, not a curated record. Bases 342 to 980 code for a protein of 212 amino acids. NCBI's taxonomy places the organism in Eukaryota, Metazoa, Chordata, Aves, Galliformes, Phasianidae. Gene Ontology annotation, molecular function: single-strand selective uracil DNA N-glycosylase activity; oxidized pyrimidine nucleobase lesion DNA N-glycosylase activity. Gene Ontology annotation, biological process: base-excision repair. The transcript is spliced from 3 exons.
GGGCGGGGUCAAGGGGCGGGGUCAGAGGGCGGCCGCGGGGCCCGGCGCGGCGCAGGCGCAGCGGCCGGCGGGUGAUGGCAGCAUGGAGGAGCGUAAGGACAGCGCGGAGCCCGCGGUGACCACAACGGAGGAGGACGAAGAGGAGGAGGAGGAGGAGGGGGGGGGGGUUGGCAGAGCGUUUCCUACAGCUGGAAAAGGAGCACAACGCGCUGCUGCGGGAGCUGCCGCCCUUCGGGGCCCCCGUGAGCCACGUUUACAGCCCUCUGGACUACGCCUGGGAGCCUCACCGGGACUUCGUGCGCCGCUAUUGCCGCGGCCCCAAGAGAGUCCUCUUCCUUGGCAUGAACCCCGGCCCCUUCGGCAUGGCCCAGACCGGGGUCCCCUUCGGUGAGACCCGACACGUCCGCGAGUGGUUGGGGGUCAGCGGUGAGGUCGGGAAGCCGCCGUCGGAGCACCCCAAACGUCCCGUGUUGGGUCUGACCUGCAAGAGGGCGGAGGUGAGCGGCACCCGCUUCUGGGGGCUCGUCCGGACCCUCUGCCCCGACCCCCACGUCUUCUUCCGUCACUGCUUCGUCCACAACCACUGUCCCCUCCUCUUCCUCGCCCCCAGCGGUCGCAACCUGGCCCCGAGCGAGCUGCCCCCUGCUCAGCGGGUCCAACUGAUGGGGCUGUGUGACCGGGCGCUGGCGCGGGCUGUGGGGCUGCUGGGGGUGAGGAUGGUGGUGGGUGUGGGGCGUUUUGCUGAGCAGAGAGCCCGCCGGGCUUUGGCUGCUGCCGGUGUGACCGUAAGGAUCGAAGGCUUCCCGCACCCCUCACCCCGCAGCGCCCGCGCCAAUAAGGGCUGGGAGGAGCAGGCGAGGGCGAGGCUGGGGGAGCUGGGGGUGCUGGAGCUGUUUCGGGAGGGGGGGGGGUCACCAGGAGGGGGCAGGGAUGGAUCUGAGCCGCCGUUGGUCAUAAAGGAGGAGGUGGAGGAGGAUUAGAGGGGGGUCCGUGCCUCGGUUUCCCCUCUGGAGGGUAGGGAGGGUUGGGUUAGGAGGGGGGAGGGUGUGGGUUUUGUUCCCCACGUGGGUGGGUGGGGUGGGGGAGGGGGGGGAUCCAGGCCUCACGUGCCCCCCCAUCAGGAGGUGGGUUGGGCUUUUUGUAGGGGGUGACAAAGGACAGCCCCGUGCCUCAGUUUCCCUCAUUAGGAAAGGCUGGGUUCCCUUUAGGAGGGGGAAGGGGGUGGAUCCUCACUCUCCCCCCUCCCCCCCCCCAUCUCCUCUCCCCCCCAUCUCCUCCCCCCCCAUCUCCUCCCCCAGCUCAGGGUCUCAUUUUCUGCUUCCCCACCCCGUGCCUCAGUUUCCCUUCACGGAAGGGACGACCCCAACCCCAGGGACGGACCCCUCCUGGGGACCCAAACCAGCAGCUUCCAGUUUCCCCAGUCUAAGUGGUGUAACACUAAAUGGGCCGAGGCUCAGUGGGGCACUCAGUGGUGUCCCCCACCCCACACACAGAGCGGUGCCUCAGUUUCCCCCAGGAGCAGCCUGGCAGCCCAGCACUCGGCCCACACUCCCCUAUGGGGCUUUUCACCCCAUUAUUCCCACCGAAACCCCCCCAGUUUUGGGUAUGGUUUUUUAAUCAAUGCUUUAUUAAAGGGCCCAACAGCCCCGCUUGCUCCUAGCAGGGGAAACUGAGGCACGGAGGGGCGCGGGGUGGGGACAGUGACAGCAUUAGGGCGCCAGGUCCCCGUGUCCCUCCGUGUGCCUCAGUUUCCCCCGCCACCAAUAAACGCUGUGUCCCGUG